AUGACGCCCGAGUUCGGGAUACGAGGUGCCGACGGCUCAAUGCCCAUCACGCUGCCGGACUGGAUCGAGGGGGUCGUCUUCAUCGAGGAAGACGGUGCCAAGCGGAUCCUGAACCGGCAGUCGCGGGAGGUGGGCAAGCUGGCGGACAGUGGAGUUCCCAUCUCUGCCAGAUUUUGCUUCUAUGAUCAGAUCCACACCACAGGCAUGGACAUUCAGCAUCGCUUGGAUGCCGUGGCAGCUCUGACGUUGGGCAAAGACAUGGUUUGGCGCGACUUCGCACAGGGCGCUUACAGGAUGCGUGGCAUCGGCCGCGGGCAGAGCAUUUGUCUCUACAUCAUCCCCGAGAUUGAGCAGCUGAUUUCCCGAGAUAUUGGGUUGGCGCAUCUGCCUCAACUGCCUGGCUUUGCCACGCUGGGCAACCGGCACAAGGGUGUGCUCGAUGCCGUGGCAUGCUGGCUUCUGUGUCAGUCCAUGCGCACGGAGAAGGUGCAGUAUGCCAUGCUGCAGCUUCAGAACUUGGCCAACAUCUGGCGGAGGAGCUCGCUAGCUGCAGUCAUGGAAGACUACGAGGCUAUGGCUGGCAUGAAGCCAGAGACCUUGGCCAGAGUCCAAGUCUACAAGGAGCCCAUUGAUUUCAAGGUACCUUCGAAAGUGCCGCAGCUGGACACCAUUGGGGCUGCCGCCGAGAGGAGGAUUGCUGAUGCGCAGCGCUUCGUACAAGAUGCGGACAGGCCCGAGCUCGAAGAGAUCCGGGGUAACAUGCAGCGCCUGGCAGAGGCCGGAGGGGAGACAGAGGAGACACAAGGAGAGCGUGGGCUGGAGACGGAGCAGCAGAGGGAGCAGGAGCAAGAGCGCCAGCAGGAGGUUGAGGAGGAGGGCCAGCGGGAGCAGGAGAUCCAGAUCGAGAAGUUCGUGGACCUCAUGCAUUGUCGCGAUCAUGAAGAGCCGGUUCCAUGGGAUGUGGACACCUUGGCAGUGCCGGAAGAUACGCCCAUGCCGAAGCAGUUCUACGAGGCCCGGGACUUCCGCCUGUGGAAGCGGCAGCCGCUCAAGUCCCUGUUCUUGUCGGGCGAUAUGAUAGGGAACAUCUCACUAACAGCUGUGGUUGCCAAAAGGCUCUUCGGAUGCAACCCGCCAUCGCCCGAUGUCAACCAGCCCUGCGCACGGAACCACUGA
Messenger RNA from Symbiodinium natans, 1176 nucleotides. The record is from the annotation of a GenBank genome assembly. Lineage: Eukaryota; Dinophyceae; Suessiales; Symbiodiniaceae.